Messenger RNA from Rubroshorea leprosula, 2248 nucleotides. The record is from the annotation of a GenBank genome assembly. NCBI's taxonomy places the organism in Eukaryota, Viridiplantae, Streptophyta, Magnoliopsida, Malvales, Dipterocarpaceae.
GCACCAAAUUGUCCAUGAUUCGGUGAGGCCGAACCAUCAGUGUUAAGCUUGGCGAAUCCAUAGUUUGGCAAUAUUUCUCAAUACUGGAGAGGAUUUAUUCAUGUUAGAUUUGGGAUCUGUAAUUCAUAGUUUCUUCGAAAAGAAAGGCAAAGAGGGUGAUAUGAUCAUGAAGCUUGAUCUUAAUAAGGCUUAUGAUCGGAUUGAGUGGGUUUUAUUAGGGAGGCCCGGCUCUUUUUUAAUUUUCCCCCUUCAUUCAUCUCUACUAUCAUAUCAUGUGUCUCCUCAUCUAAGCUUGAUAAAAGGUGGACCCUUAUCCCUUUACUUGUUUCUACUGUGCACUGAGUAUCUCUCCUUGAGGAUCCAAGGGAAUACAUCUGGGAAUGGCUGGAAGGGCUCUAAGUUGGGAAAGAGUGGUCCUACUUUUUCUCAUAUUUUUUUAGCAGAUUACCUUGUGUUCAAUGGGAAAGCCACUCUGCAUAACGCUAUCUAUCUGAAUGAUUUAUUAGGCUUUUUCUGCUCUAGGUCUGGACAGAAGAUCAAUCUCUCUAAAUCCAAAAUCUUAUUCUCAGAUAAUGUCAAGGACUCUACUCGAAGGAGCCUUUGCAGUAAACUCAGUAUCUCUGAAACUCUUUCCUUGGAAACUUGCUGGGUGGAAAUCGAACAUGCUCUCACUGGCAGAAGAGCAACCCUUGUUUCUGCUGUCCUUUCAGCUAUCCCAAAUUAUUAUAUCUUACAUCUUUCAGAGUCUAUCCAUAAGGAGUUGGAUGGUAUUUCCAAACAGUUCCUUCUGGGUUCUACCAGUGAGAAAAGAAAAGCCGAAUUGGUGUUAGGUCUUCCAAGGAGGCUAAUCAAGCAUCCAUGGCUACAGUCCAGUGGAGGAUGCUCACGGAGAAGGAUAGAUUAUUUUACAAUUUAUGAACGGGACCCAGAGAAGAUCAAGCUGGCGCUGGAACACACCGACUCCCUGCUAUGGGUGGAGUACAGCAAGACCCAGAAGCCAGUGGCGUUUGCCAGAGCAACUGGGGACGGCGUUUUCAAUGCCAUAAUAUGGGAUGUGGUGGUGGACCCGUCGUUCCAGGGAAUCGGGCUCGGAAAGGCUGUGAUGGAGCGCCUGAUAGAGGAGCUUUUACAGAAAGGAAUUUGCAACAUUGCCUUAUAUUCGGAGCCCCGUGUUCUCGGGUUUUACAGGCCUCUCGGAUUCGUGGUCGAUCCAGAUGGAAUCCGAGGAAUGGUCUACUCCAGAAAACAGAGAAAAAAGAAGUAAACCAAGAAAAUUUUCUUUUAUUUUGAAUUUCUGUUUGCCUCAACAUCUUUAGUUGAGGAGGAAACUUGAGAAUUAUGCUGGGAUGGGAUACUGUUUUCCAGGACCAUAUUUGAAAAUACUAGCUUAAAUACAAGAAAUUGCUUUUGAUUACAAGUGAAGCGCAAUUUGUUACAGAAAUUUAUAUUGUUGAAUACUGGAUGAUUUCCUACAUUCUCAAUUCAGAUACAUGCCGGUGUGUCAAUGCAACAGCUUAAUCAAUCUGGUGUUCACAAGCUUAGGAAACAGCAAAACUGCACUCUCUAGCUUGCUACUUCUUAACUCCUGUUGGCACAUAAGACAAACAUACAGAAGCUAAAAAGGUGAAAUGGGUAAAACAUGCCAAUUACGUUAAUUCUUGGAAUAUAUCCACACGGGACGUGAUCACACUCUCUGACAUUUUAAGAUAAAAGUUUAUAUCAUGAAAGAAACUACAAAGUUUAAUAACUGGGGAAAUAAAACUGAAGAGAUUUUUUUAAAACAUUCUGUUGCUAAGAUUAGAAAUAGUUAAAAGUGCUGGUAGAAACAUAUGGUUCUGGGACUGUGCAAUUGGGUGUCUACUUUUCUAUUUUAGGUGGUUAUUUCUGCUUUUUAAGUAUGAAAACUAAUCAGUGACCAGACAAAUUGGCAAUGAAGAAAGAGAGAUGAUGGUUAUAAAUGACUUAAGAUAGUUACGAUGGCAUGGCUAGUUAUUCACAAAAUUCAAAGCAGUUCAAGCCUUCAAGGCAUGAAUUUUCAGUCUUUGCUCUUGAUACUCAGUAGUACCUAGAAGUUUAAAGAAAGUUUAUAAGGAACUGACUCAUUAAUACUUGCUGCUUGCAUAAAUCUUCUAUCAAGAUGAGAACUUAGACAUGGAAAGAUCCCAUUUUUUUCCCCCUUUAACUCCUACUUGGGAUUAAGAUGUCAGAAACGGUAUUUUGCUGCCACUGCCCAGCGGUUCAUAGGAGA